Molecule: messenger RNA, 5426 nt
Organism: Chilo suppressalis (striped riceborer)
Lineage: Eukaryota; Metazoa; Arthropoda; Insecta; Lepidoptera; Crambidae
Source: the annotation of a GenBank genome assembly
GCAAUAAGCUUCCAGGACUCAGAUUUUUUAGAUGUCUCCCGUUCGUGACGAAGGCAACACGCAUCUCGCGCGUGCAAUUCCUCUUCCGAUAUUGUUACGUACGCAAUUCUGAGAGACGCUCAAGUAUUUUAUAUCAGUGACAGUUCAAGUGUUUUAUUGUUGUGGGAUGGUGGUACUUUUUGUGAUCAAAGUUUGGAGAGAUCGGAUUUGAUUGCCCGACGAGACGUAAAGGAGUUAUAUCAUGAAGAGACUGUGCCACUAUAAUACAGGGCUUAUCAACAUUUUAUAUGUCGCGUCGUGAAACCCGCUAUAACUUUCACACAUGGUGAUUUUUGUUUCGAGUGACAAAGUGGUGCGCUUUGUGUUGUGAUGUUGCGAGAGUUCCUCAUAAAAGGCGGUAUUGCCAAAUACAUUGUCACCGGUGAAGAUGGGCCGUAAGAGUUACACAUUUUCCGUUGGAAACGGCAACAUGAUCUUGAUUAUUUACACUGCACUACUUCUCUGGAGGAUUGAUUGCGUCGUCGAGAGUACCAAAGUAGUGAAAAGCAGUAUGCGGCAUCAGACUACCUCACCAUUAAGCCGGGUGGGCCCCACGGCCUCCCUGAGGGACGCCGAACCUGACUUCCUCGGACCAAUCGAAAACGUCACUGUGGCUCUGGGCAGGGAAGCCGUACUCACAUGCUCCGUGUCAGACCUAGGGGAUUAUAAGGUGGCAUGGAUACGAGCAGAUGAUCAGACCAUCCUCACGCUACACACUCGGUUGGUGACGCAUAGUUCGCGCUACGCCGUCACCAACGACUCGCCAAGGUCUUGGCAGCUCCACAUCAGGCCAUUGAAGGUGGAAGACCGGGGCUGCUACAUGUGCCAGAUCAACACCAGUACUAUGAAGAAGCAAAUAGGCUGUGUUGACGUUCUAGUGCCUCCAAAUAUAAUGGAUGAAGGCACCAGUGGAGAUGUGGUGGCGAGAGAGGGUCAAGAUGUAAGCUUGUCCUGCAGAGCUGGUGGCAGGCCAUUACCACGCAUCCUGUGGCGAAGAGAAGACGGCACCAACAUACAACUGAGGAACGAGGUUGGGGAACUGAAAAAAGUGGACAUGUUUAUGGGGCAGAAUUUGAACCUUACGAAAGUGGAGAGACGGCAGAUGGGAGCGUACCUCUGCAUCGCUUCCAACGACGUACCACCGUCUGUCAGCAAACGCAUCAUGCUCAGUGUUAACUUUCAACCGUCGAUAGUAGUGUCGACGAAGGUAAUAGGUGUCCCCACUGGAUCACACACCAGGCUGGAAUGUUACAUUGAGGCUUACCCACAGUCUAUAAACUACUGGCUGAAAGGUGGCGAAGAAAUGAUCCUUGCUGGGGAAAAGUACGAUUUAUCAGAGGAACGUCUUUUUGCAUAUCAAACGCGAAUGGCACUUACUAUAACAGACUUCGUCACCGAAGAUUCCGGCACUUACACUUGUGUUUCUACAAACACCAUUGGAAAAGCCGAGGGAACGAUUAGGUUGUAUGAAAUCAAAAUUACUACAACGACGACGACAACAACUACUACAACAACAACUACUACUACAACGACAACGACCACAACAACACCACCUCCUACCACCACCGAGUAUUUUCCGCCCAGAUUUGUAGUGCCACUUCAGCCAGCUGAGCAAAAAUUUUACACGCCUGACGUUACUACUUAUGAUACCAUGCAAAAUGUUAUUGAACAGUCAGUGCUUGACAACAACUGGUUACCGACUGCCGAAUCUGCGGCGUGUCGCAGCCACCAAGCGUUUACUCUGUCCGUACUUAUUUUCUUGUCAGUAUUGCCAUAUUUAAAAUAUAUAAUUGUUAGUAGUUUCCAAUCUCUACUAUUCACACUAAAUAGGUUUGAAGUUAUAUUACUGUCACAUGUUUUAAGAUGAUGAGUUAUCGUGAUCAAGGUGUUUGUUUCUUGAUUAUCAUCCAUGUCAAUUUAGCGUAAUGUUGUAAAAAUUGUUAUUAUGUUUUAUUUUAUAAAUAUAAUUUAAUGGAUGUAGAUAGGUAAUCGAAUCAGACUAGGCACUUACAUAACGAACAAAAUGUUUUAAUAAAUAAUUGUAAAUGUUAUGUACUCCUAAUGUUACCUACGGAAUAAAAUAUUGUGAAAUCGAGUACUAAAUGCUUUAUAGGGUUGUUCCGUAUUUUUCCUAUGACGCCUCAUUCUACUCAUAUUUUUUUUCCUUGCCAACCUAUGUGCCUACAACUUUCAUCGAUAUUGAAAUAAGUUUAUUAUUCUUGAGAACAAUAAAUAAACCGUGUUCACUUGGGUAUUCGUUUGCGGAUGGAUUUGGGUGUAAGUCAAACCGAUUAUAAGUAUCUUCAGACAAAAAUAUACCGUAUACUAACAUACAAUUUUCGCUCCCUUGUUUAAUUAAAUUUCAUCGAGUAAAUUCGAGUACGCAUCAACUUUCACAUGUUGAGUUUGUUUAUAAAGGUUAGGUUACACAUAAAGCGGUACCGGCGCGGUCUACUCGGGCUGUUUUGUAUUCUUUGUAUAAAAUUCAAAGUAUUCUGUACUGUAACGGAUCAACACGUUAUGCCGUUCCAUUUAUUCGACCUGAAACCGCUUUUUGGUAAGGUGCCGGUAGCGUUAACUGCACUCCAAAAAAUAGGACGACAACCGCUCGCGGCAGCAGAUAAUGCUAUAAUCGUUAUGGCUUAGCGGCGGCUGUAUUUAGACAGACUUGUGUGCCAUUUUCAAACCUCGUUAGGUUGCCACUCACUACAAAAUCGCUGAUUGACAGCUUAAAAUAGAAACCAAGAAAACAGACAAAGUAAAGUUUUAUUGUAAUUUAGAGUAGUAAAUAAGCUUUAAGCCGGUCUGGAGUUCGACCCUCUUUCUCCGAAACGAACUUUCUAUAGCUAACGAAGUAUUAAUGAAAUUUAUUUUCCUCAAUUUGAGAUUAUAAUUUGAACUAUAAACUAUCUUAAUUUUUCAUUGAGUACGCUUAUAGAAUCUAAACUUCAAUCUAUUUUCGGGUGAACAAAUAUAACUAUAACGAAUAAGAAACAUAGUAAGAAAUGUGUGAAGUUUCGCUUGAAAUUUCGUUUUUCGUUGAAUUAGAAAAUGCAACUUCAUUUCCCUAUCAUUACUGGUUACCAAUUCCAAAAGCCUAUAAGCAAUUGUAUACUGGUCAGUGCCAUUCGUGGGUUUCACUUUUAAAUACAAAUUUAGGGCUUUCAGUAUCUUUAAUAAAAUUAAAUGUCUUAAUGCUACCUACUUCAUUGCAUAAUACUAUAUUAACUCCAAUUGCAUGGAAUCUCUGCCAAUCAGUGGAAUACAAUCGACACAUAAGAUUAGAAUUUUCUCAAUCGAUUGUGAAUAUUAGAACAAACCAAAGAAAUGACACCAUUAUUUUCAGUAACAUUGUGUUCACGGUAUUUCGAUUGCGUCGUAUUAGGAAAUCGGAGAUAUUCCAAAUCUUGGAAUCUCCUAAUAUAUAUACCUAUAUUUACCUAUCUACAUCUUUAGACAUAUUUAAUACUCACAUGCUUAUAUAUAUUUAAUUUAAGGUAUGCAGUUAAAAUGUUUUUAUUAUUGGCGCAACAUUAAUGGGGCUUGACGUAUGUAAAUAAUAUGUUAUGAUUAAUAGGCUGCACUUCCACCAGCGCUAUAUUAUGUAUCGAAUUAAAAAAAACUUACUCCGUUCACUUAAUUCCCAUGACACAUUAUAAAAGUUACGCUUUUGAAAACUUAUUCGUGCGUGUCAUUAAGAGAAGUAUAUGCAAAAUUAUUUUUCCAUAUAAUGCAACGUUAUUGCGAAUAGUACGAUACAAAUAAAAGUUAAUUAAAUAGAGCAUUUACAUGUAGAGUCAAGUGGGAGAUAGUGUAACAAAGCACGCAGUGUAACAUAAUCAAUAUCUCUCUAUUAUACCUGGCCAUUAGACAUCUAACGAUAGUUGUUUAUGAUGGCAGCAUUUGAAACUAAUAAAACACGCCAAGACAGACCAUCGAAAAAAAAGAAAAGGCCAGAGAUAUUCCUUGUGUUACACUGUGUCCCUUGUUACACUCUCUCCUACUUUACCCUAAUAUAACACGUUUAAAAUGCUGCGCUGUUUUCGUCAUAAUGCUCAUGGAAAGUAAGGCUUUACUUGUAAUUUCCUUUUCUAUUUUGUGUAAACUUUUCUUUGAAAGGUCAAACUAUUAAGCGUCGUGCUAAAUGCUCGUAUGCCCUUGUCUGUACUCACCUUUAUAUAAAUAAUUACACUUUCGUGUAAUUGUAUAAACUUGCACCUACGCAGCGUCGUAUUUUAUAGGAAUUUUAUUCAAUGUAAAUUUCAUUAUUAACAUUCAUUCAAAAUCAUGUAUACGUUUACAAACCGUAUUUUUUUUGUAUUUCACGAGCGUAUAGAAAUAUUUUUGGACCACAACUCGAGGAAAAUGAUUUAUCAAUGUGUGAAUAGGCAGUAAUGAAGUGAUUCCAUUAGCAGAGUUUUCCAUUUCGCACCAAUGGAAAAGCAGCCUGAUUGUAACUCUUAAGAAUUUUAUUGUUACAUAACGUAUUAACGCACGACUUGAGCUUUCCAUGUUUACGGAGUGUUCCGAAUCCAUAAAAGUGUGUAUCAGAAGAUUUAACAAUAUACAUAUAAGUAUAGAAAAAAGUUUUCUCAUAAACCGAAUAUAAGUUUGUGCCGUGAUUACCAUUGAGGGUGUGUUCUUCAAACUUCUGUGUUAGGAACGCGUAUUCACCGCAUUCAUGUAAACGAAACAAAAAGGGAACUUCGUUCAAAACACUGUUUACAAAACGUUCACUUUAAUUAACAUGUUCUUCUCAUAACACACUAAGGAAGCUAAUCCCUCAAGUAUCUUAUGGCCACGGCGUAUAGUUUCCAUGGUAAUUAACCCUUUAGCUUUCUCAACAUACAAUACAAGCUAAUCAGAGACCGGAUGAAGACGUGUUCCAAACACAAUAACAUAGAACUGCGUAUACUAAAAGGUUAAUUCACACAACACUACUUUUUAGCCAACGAAUAUAUCUUACACAUAAUAAACAUAACGACAACAUAAUAAUCAUAAAGAGGCAUAUCAAAUAAUCAUGUAUAAAUAGAGUUAACUUGUAAAUAAUGAAACAUAUAGGUGAACAAGUUUUAGAAAUAGAUAUGGGAAAAUAAAACAUAGAGUGUAAGAUAUAGCAACUGUUUUUAUUUAUAAAUAUUAAAACAAAAGUUAUGAAGAGUGUGAAAAAAGACAAGCAACUGCUCUCAGAUACGUCUACAUAGUUUUAAUUUUUAUUUAAGCUAAUGUUAUAUUUGUUAUUUUUUAAGAUAAAACUGCUAGAUGUUUAAAUCUAAAGAAACAUUUUUAAGAAAAAAAAUCCACGCGGACCAGGCAGCAGACGGGACUCGAACCAGCACCCUACGCUAUCCGGGCGAAUGCACUGACCAUUUUGCUACCGCUGCCCU